Molecule: messenger RNA, 795 nt
Organism: Nematocida parisii ERTm1
Lineage: Eukaryota; Fungi; Microsporidia
Exons: 1
Coding region: 1-795 (264 amino acids)
Source: RefSeq, a predicted model, not a curated record
AUGAAAAAGCAUGGAAGGGAUAAAACAGAAGGAAAAGAUGGUUUGGAUGGAGUAGAUGAAAUGGAUGGGAUAGAUAGUAAAAAUAUUCAAUUCAUUAAAAAAGUACUUCAUGCGAAUAAUAGAAAUUUACAUGCAUGGAUGCACAUCUCAGAGUUAUAUAAUUAUUCUGACAGAAUAAUUGAAAAUGAAAUAUCUAAGUGCAUAUCUAACUACAGUGCGUAUUUUGCAACUAUACAGAAUAAUACGUAUAUGAACAUAGAACACGAUGAUUUAAAAAACAUUGUAUACACAGACCCAGAAAUAUCCUCACCAUGGGUGUUUAUAAGAAUGGUCGAGGUGUGUAAAAGGUUUAAUAGGAUGAAUUCUUAUGUAAUAGCAUUUGACGAUAGAAUAGAAAUAAUCUUAAAAACCCCAUGUAAGACUAAAGUGUAUUUAGAGUAUGGGGGUAAAGUCGUGGAAUACUCUGUGGACUUAAAAAAGGUUUUCCCUAUUUAUUUCUCAGAGAAUGGAUUUGGUUUUAAUGAUAUUACUUCCUUUGUUAUUAAAACAAAGAACUAUCCAAGUAUAAAAAUAGAUGUAAAGAAGCCGUAUAAUCCGGAUACUCCCAAGUUUAUUGAUGAAUUUAUUAGUAAGCACUCAAAUGUGAAUAGUCUUGUGACAAAACUGUACUUUGUAUUUGAUGAGUCCGAGAGGAGUAAAAUAGUUAGUAAAAUACUAGGAAUAGACCCGAAUAAGCAGCAAAUGUAUUUAGAAAUGAAAAGGGGGUUUACUGUAUAUAGUGGGAUUGAAAUGUAA